Camarhynchus parvulus is the source of this 1515-nucleotide messenger RNA. RefSeq names its product acid sensing ion channel subunit family member 5 (gene ASIC5). Gene Ontology annotation, molecular function: ligand-gated sodium channel activity. The transcript has 10 exons. Gene Ontology annotation, cellular component: membrane. Lineage: Eukaryota; Metazoa; Chordata; Aves; Passeriformes; Thraupidae. Bases 1 to 1515 code for a protein of 504 amino acids. Gene Ontology annotation, biological process: sodium ion transmembrane transport. The record is from RefSeq and is a predicted model, not a curated record.
AUGGACCAGCUCAGGAAAUUCAUUCAAUGGGAUGCCAAAGGAAUACUGGAAAAGAUACGAUUGUGUUUAAUGAAGAAACUGCUGCCAGAUUGGGAAGACAGAAAGAAGUAUCAUGAGGAGUUUGCCUCAUCCACUUCAUUCCAUGGUGUGCAUAACAUUGUCCACAGGCAGAGCAAGGCUCGCAGGGCGCUGUGGCUGCUGGUGGUGGCAGCCUGCCUUGCCACUGCUGUCUGGCAGAUCUGCAGCCGCUUCAGCUACUACUUCAGCUGGCCAACCACCACUACCAUGGCGGUACAGUACGUGGAAAAAGUCAAAUUCCCCGCUGUGACCUUCUGCAACUUGAACAGGUUUCAAGCUCAUGCUGUGAGCGACCUGAAAGUAAUUUUUUUAAUUUGGAACAUUGUAUCUUCAAUUCUCCAAAAAUUUACUACAGAAGACAAAUAUUCCCAGGAGUUAAACAAUUUCCUUCUUGGGAACCAGAACUUCAGCAUCAAAGACUUUACAAGGAAAAAUGGGUUUUAUCUGAACAGCAGCACAUUGAUUGAAUGUGAUUUUUUCGGAAAGCCAUGUUACCCACAGGAUUUUGAACAUGUUUUCACUGAAUAUGGAAACUGCUUUACUUUUAAUCACAAUGAUCUUUCAGCAAGAAGAGUGAGUUUGUCUGGAAGAGGCUUACAUUUGCUUUUUGAUGUCCAGCAGGACAAAUUCACUGAUGAGCCUACCCUUGGUUAUACUGAUGCUGGAAUAACUUUUGUUGUCCACUCACCCCAAGAGCUGCCACGCUUUGAUGGUUUAGGUUUGCUGACACCAGUGGGGACGCACGCGCAGGUCGCAAUCCGCCAGCUGAAGUCAAUUAUCCAAGAAUACCCAUGGGGAGAGUGCAAGCCUGAUAUAAAACUUCAGUACCACAAGAUUUAUAGUACUAAUGGAUGUUUGCUGGAAUGCAAAGCCCGGUACAUACAGGACUGGUGUGGCUGUUUGCCAUUCAUUCUUCCAGGAAAUGGAACAGAAUGUGACUUGCUGAAGUUUUACAAAUGUGUUUAUCCAGCAGUCUAUAAUAUAGAGAUAAAAGGAUUAUGUACAGUAGGAACACACAAUUCCACUUGCCCUGCCCCAUGUGAAGAAACAGAUUAUCCUACAACUGUCACCUAUUCAAACUUUGGAGGAGAAAAAGCCAUAAAAUAUUUUUCUACAAAACUGAAGAAAAGCUCAGAAUACAUCAGGCAAAACCUUGUGCGUAUUGAGAUUAAAUAUCACGAUCUGAGCUACAAAAUAACACAGCAGCAGAAGGCUUUGACUAUCUCUGAGUUGCUUGCUGAUGUAGGUGGCCAGCUUGGAUUGUUUUGUGGUGCCAGUAUGAUUACAAUCAUAGAACUGCUAGAGUAUAUUUUUACUAACUUCUGUUGGAUGUGCAUCUUUCUUCUUUUGAAAGCUCCUGAAAUGCCUCAAUGGAACAAUCCAUCCCAGAACCAACCAAUGCAAAAGGGAAAAAAGAGGGGAGUGCAAGAAUGUUAA